CCACAAACACAAACAUAGAUAUCUCACACAUUAAAGAAAGAAGAGAAAUUGAGAAAAUAAAAAAGAAAUCUUGUUCCUCCACCGCCCGCGGAUGCGUUCACUCCUUCUGCUGUAGUGGAGUUGGAGAGAUGCCUCGUAAAGUGCAUUAUGGGGUUGAUUACGAUGACAGCUACGAUGUUUAUGAAGAUUACGACGAUGACUAUGCCGAUAAUUAUGAUUAUGAAGUCGAACAAAAUGCAUCCGAGACAAUGGCAAAGCUAGAAGCCGACAAGUCUGGGGUCUGGCGCUGCCCAAUUUGUACCUAUGAUAAUGAAGACAGUAUGUCUGCAUGUGACAUAUGUGGAGUUUUACGUAACCCUUUGGUCAAGGCUAUUGCUAAAAUGGAUAUCGAUGGAGCUCCUUUCAAAUUCGAUGCUCCCUCUCCAGAUGAUUUGGUGUCAAAUGGAUUGCGAUCAGUGAAAUCUAAAUCCAAAGGUAACAUUUUGAGUAAAAAGGAGACAAAGAUUCAAGUUGAAUCUGAAUUGGUUGCUAAAGGACCAGUGUCCUCUUCAGUACCAGUGACAAGAGAAAGGCGUAAUGGAGUUAGUGAGAAUGAUUCCGCUUCAGGCAGUGGAAACAAAUCCGAGGUUUUUGAUACUAGAAUGAAGGCUGAGACUUCAUCAUCCAAAACUCGAAAAGAAGAAAUUAUCGACGAAGGAAAAACAUCUACUUCACAGUAUAAUCCUGAGAAAUGGAUGAUUCCUGAUAAACUAGAUGCUGGGUUGAGUCAACUAAAUCUUGCAAUUGUUGGCCAUGUUGAUUCUGGAAAAUCAACACUAUCAGGAAGGUUGCUUCAUCUUUUGGGAAGAAUAUCUCAGAAGGAAAUGCACAAAUACGAAAAGGAAGCUAAACAACAGGGAAAAGGGUCUUUUGCUUUUGCGUGGGCAAUGGAUGAAAGUGUCGAAGAAAGGGAAAGGGGUAUAACGAUGACAGUGGGUGUUGCUUUCUUCACAUCUAGAAAGUAUCAAAUCGUGCUUCUCGAUUCCCCUGGACAUAGAGAUUUUGUUCCAAAUAUGAUAUCUGGAGCAACCCAAGCAGAUGCUGCUAUUAUUGUAGUCGAUGCUUCGUUGGGUUCAUUUGAAGCAGGCAUAGAUGCCACAGGAGGGCAAACAAAGGAACACGCACAGCUCGUUAGAAGCUUUGGGGUCGAACAGGUUAUCGUUGUUGUUAAUAAAAUGGAUGUAGUGGAAUAUUCCAAGGAAAGAUUCGAUACGGUGAAGGAGAAAUUAAGAACAUUUCUUCGCUCUUGCGGGUUUAAAGAUUCUUCUAUUCUGUGGGUUCCAGCUAGUGCCAUGGAAAACCAAAACUUGGUAGCGAAUGCUUCUGAUGUGCGGUUGUCCUGGUUUAAAGGACCUUGUUUGCUGGAUGCGAUAGAUUCCCUCCAACUUCCUACAAGAGAUUACUCCAAGCCGCUGCUAAUGCCUAUAUGUGACGUUGUCAAGUUACCAUCACAAGGUCAGGUAUCUGCAUGUGGGAAAUUGGAAAGUGGAGCUAUUCGAACAGGAUUUAAGGUAAUGGUUAUGCCUUCAAGAGAAAUAGCAACGGUCCGUUCUUUAGAAAAGGACUCUCAGGUUUGUAAUAUUGCAAGAGCCGGCGACAAUGUCACAGUCAAUUUGCAAGGCAUCGAGGGCAACCGUGUGACAGCUGGCGGUAUGAUAUGCCACCCCGAUUAUCCAGUUCAAAUCUCAAACUACUUGGAACUUAAGAUCCUUGUCCUCGAUAUUUCAACCCCAAUUGUGAUUGGUUCUCAGUUUGAAUUUCACAUACAUCACGCGAAAGAAGCUGCAAGAGUUGUGAGAAUAUUGUCUCUACUUGAUCCAAAGACAGGGAAGACAGCAAAAAAGUCUCCAAGGUGUUUAUUGGCUAAGCAAAACGCAAUCGUUGAGGUGGCUCUGCAAACACCUGUUUGUGUUGAAGAAUAUAAUAAUUGUAGAGCUUUGGGAAGGGUGUUCCUUAGAGCAUCGGGAAGAACUAUUGCUCUCGGUAUCGUGACUCAAAUAAUAAAGAGGGAAGAAUAAUAGUUAAGACUGUCAUUUGAUAAUGACAUAUUUUUCGCUAACAAAAGAUCAAUUAUACAGUCUAUAGUAAAUUUGUUGUAAUUCUCGCAAUUUUGCAGUGUUCGGUGGGGGAAUUUGAUUUACGUAGCUUUGUGUGGUGAGUAUAGGUCGAUCGCUCAUGUUUGUAUCAUCAACUAUUUUUUGAUAAAAGAAUGAGUUGACUGUUAUUUUUCGUAGAA
Molecule: messenger RNA, 2275 nt
Organism: Erythranthe guttata (spotted monkey flower)
Lineage: Eukaryota; Viridiplantae; Streptophyta; Magnoliopsida; Lamiales; Phrymaceae
Product: Translation elongation factor EF1A/initiation factor IF2gamma family protein
Molecular function (GO): GTP binding; GTPase activity
Source: RefSeq, a predicted model, not a curated record